AUGAAUACUAAGAAUAAACGAAGAAAUAAUGAGGUGGCAAUGCAAUUGGGAGAUCCAUUACCUCUACCGUACAAGAUUGACAGAAAUGUACAAAUUAAAGAAGAGGAAGACACAGCAGUUGAGACUAGACAUAACUCAAGACUGUUCCACGAGCCUAUACCUCUUAAUAGGAAGGUCAGUUCUUCUCAAAAGGAAGAUAUAUAUCUACCAGAGAAUUUGAAAACUAGAGCAAAAACAAUAAAUCUUGCAAAGCCAAGGCCUGUUCCAAUACUGAGAAAUUACUUGAAUUCGAGAGUAGUUUCAAAUGAUCAUAUCUUGCCAAAACUAUAUGAUACGGAAGAACAAUUACAAUCUGUGGAAUCAAUAGCUGAAAAAUUAGAUAGGAUAAGGAAGCUAAUUGCUUACAGACAAGUCAAUAUAGAUUGCGAGGACUUCCAGAGAUUUGAUGGUGAAUUAUCGAGUCUCCUUAAAGAUCACCAUGAAUUUGACGAAAUAGAGGCAAACGAACAAUUACAACCACUGCAUGAACCCACCGUGUUAGAAGAGUUAGAAAAUCUACAACGAAUAACUAGACCAGACUAUACCAUACGUUAUAUCGUAAUUAUUACUAGCAUCAUUUUAUUCUUAAUAUCAUCAUUUGUUGUGUCAGGGUUGAAUUACGAAUACUGUUAUUAUUUUUGUUAA
Debaryomyces hansenii CBS767 is the source of this 684-nucleotide messenger RNA. RefSeq names its product DEHA2D03894p. Bases 1 to 684 code for a protein of 227 amino acids. The transcript has a single exon. The record is from RefSeq and is a predicted model, not a curated record. NCBI's taxonomy places the organism in Eukaryota, Fungi, Ascomycota, Pichiomycetes, Serinales, Debaryomycetaceae.